CAACGCUACGCUUGUGCUAGCACGAUGAAUAUUUCGCAAAUCGUUGAAAUUGUAAAUAAAUAACAAACUGAUGUUUAACGUUAUUCUAAGACAUAUUGAAAAAAAUUAAAAUUGGUAGACAAUAGGCCGAGUAAAAUCAAUAACUGUAACUAGUGCGCUCCAUACAUAAAUGUAAUACGCCCACCCUGUCAAUAAUAAGGCAGGAUGUCGGAUGAAGAAGAUGAGUCCUUGUCGGAGGGCUUUUCCGCUAGUGAAGACGAGUGGAAGCCCACUAAGGAUGUGCGCGGUGGUGAAUCCUCUGACGAUGAUGAUAGCGACUUUGAGGAAGCACCAGCCGCUGGGGCAGCUGUAGGUGGGGCCUCUGCUCGCGCCUUAGCAAACACAGUGGCAGGGAAAAAGAGAGAACAAAAACAACCUAGUGGCAUAAAGGGAGCCUCUGUGAAGAAACGUAAGCCAAGCGGUCAAUCGCUGCGUUCAAAACUAUACAACAAAUAUCGACCGCCACCAAAAACAUUCCCCACAUCACCCUCCCAGAACUCACCUUCGGCGUCGAGCUCGAAUCGUGCUACGGCCUCAAAAAACGCCAGAACGCCCAAUGAAAGCGGUGCGCGCGAACGCAACGUUGACUCCAGUAGCGAAUCCAGUGUCGAGGACUACCUGGUUAAUCCCGCUGAUAUUGAUCUUGGUUCGACUUUCUUUACCGCGCCAGCCAAAGAUAGAUCUCCUGCACCCCAAUUUGAUUGCAAUGCGGGUAUAGCAAAUCUCUCCGACUCAGGCUCUGAGGACAACAACGAAUCCAGCAUAGAGGAAAGUACUACAAAUGCGUUCGAUUUUCGCAGUCUUCUUGAAAAUGCCAACAGUCUGGAGCGCACUAAAGAUGCGUUAGCUAAGCGUACCGCCACUGCUGCACCACCCAGUCAGGGGCACGGAAAAAAGGAUGCUAAAACUGCAGCUAUGGAUGUCAAUGCACUGCUUGCAUUGGGCGAAAACCAAAACUACGACAACGGGCCGAGCGUGAAUGAAAAAGAGUAUUUGGAAAAGCAACCGCUACCUGAUGAUGGACCGCCGCGGCUCAGCAAGACUAAAUCAACGCGCGUAAAGCGACAUACCAAGACGCGUCCAGCCUCUACUGUGGUGGCGGAGAACGAUACCGACGAUUCCGAGUGGGAGGAAGUUGCAGGCGCCAUUGAUGAGGAGAGCGACUGUGAUGUCACUCCGAAUGUUUCUGGGGACUUGGAAAUCCAUGUCGACCUGCCUUCAAGGCAUGCUAACAAGGAGAAGAAAACACAACACGACCUAGAGCUGGCCUUAAAACGACGAAUGAAUCGCGAUAUUAAAGAUAAGCAGCUUUUGUUACACAAAGUCAGUUUGAUGUGUUUAAUUGCUCGCAGCUAUAAAUACAAUCGGCUGUUGGGCCAUACCAGUCUGAUGCAGGCUGCCCUAAAGUUGCUACCUAGUAAGAACGCGUAUCCAACGCAACGUGGCACAGAGUUAAAAUACUUGCAAUCCUUUGUAACUUGGUUCAAGACCGCCGUUAAGCUAACAACUCCGAAUUUGUAUCCCGAGAAGACGUCAAAAUCAAAAACUGGCAUUAUCGAUGAGCUUCUAGCGCAGAUCAAACGCAAGGAAGCACGCUGCAAGCAGGAUAUGAUCUUCAUAUUCAUUGUUCUUGCGCGUGGAAUGGGAAUGCAUUGCCGCCUGAUCGUAAAUAUGCAGCCGUUACCGUUGCGACCGGCAACCGCCGACCUUAUUCCGAUCAAGCUUAAGGAGGAGAAUGCAUCAACAAACCAGAAAAACAACACCCAACCAAAUGAAACAGAUGAGGGCAAUGAUGAUGCCAACGAUGACGAAUCAAUUCAAAAGGCUAGUAAGAAAUCUAAACAAAAGAACGCUUCAAAAACAAAGAGCUUAGAACAGAAAAGGGAAAAAACUAGCACUAAGUCUAAUUUGGAAUCGUCCUCGAAAACUAAAGAUAACGACAAAGAAAAGUCAACUACCAGAAUCACAUUAAAAAUUGAAACAAAAGGCAAUUCUAAAGCCGCUGAACAAAAUGCGAGCAAAAAUUACGUGGUACACGAUAAACCGAGUACUUCUCGUUCCCAGCAUAAAGAGGAAGUAAAAUCUAAAAUAAGCAGUAGUAGUGAAAAUGAAGCCAAAGGAAAGCCGAAGCUUUCGCGGCUCAAACGUUCAAAGACCACUGUGACCAAUGUGGAUGCUGAAACAAUCAAAAAACCUAAACUUUCAGCUGAAGAAAUAAGCACGCAAGUAAAUCGCACACGUAAAGCUCUGGGUGAAAAGGAAAAGCAAAUCGUACCCAAUGAAUGUGAUUUGCCCAAAGUUCAAAUUGGCUCGCCAAUAAUUCCCAAAGUAGUACUUCAGGGGACCAGAACCACCAAGCGCAACAUUAAAAACAACGAUUCGGAGAAUGCAAAUCCCAGCUCUAUUUCCCAACUCAAACCUCCUGAGACUCGAUCACGAAGCAAAUCACCUAAAGUACACAUAUCACCUACAUUUUUGCAGACAAACAUUGCAAUGAAGAAAACAGUCGGACGCUCUAAGCUGAAAACUACUGCUGAACGUACAAACAAUCAGGAUGGAUUGCCAACGCUUCAUAAAACUAAUUCCAACGAAGAACCCGCUAGUGAAAAAAUGCCGGUUACGCGACAGCUUCGUACGCGUCAACAGAAAGCUAUGGCGGCGAAAGCCACGGGUCUCUCUAUACCACAGUUCGAUGGUGCCGAUGAUUCUGUUCCUGUGCCUAAAAAGCGACCCAAAUUGGAGAAACUGCAGAAAUCACGGAGUAAUGAAGAUUCAGAUGAGGACUUUGAGCCGAGUCCGGCGAAGCCCGUGAAAAAGUCACCAAUGCUACCUAAAGCGGUACAGAAUUUGCGGAAAGAUCGACGCGUACUCUCAACCGAUGAUGAAGCUGGAGGCAAGGAGAAACGUAAAUCAACUGCUGCAGAUAUGUGGAUAGAAAUUUGGUCCGAAGUUGAAGAGCAAUGGAUCUGCAUUGAUUUGUUUAAAGGAAAGUUGCACUGUGUCGAUACCAUACGGAAAAGUGCUUCAUCAAACUUGGCUUAUGUAUUUGCGUUUCAAGACGAUCUGAGCCUGAAAGAUGUAACUGCCCGCUACUGUCCCAGCUGGACGACAACGGUGCGCAAGGGGCGUGUAGAGAAAGCGUGGCUCGACGAAACCUUAACACCCUAUCUGGGACGUCGCACAAAACGCGACAUUGUUGAAGAUCAACAACUUCGCCGUAUUCAUGAAGAGAAACCAAUGCCAAAGUCGAUAUCCGAAUUCAAAGAUCAUCCGCUCUAUGUACUGGAGCGGCACUUGCUCAAGUUUCAGGCUUUGUAUCCACCCGACGCCCCCACGCUGGGCUUCAUUCGAGGUGAGCCUAUAUAUGCUCGAGAGUGUGUGCAUCUUUUGCACUCUCGUGAUAUUUGGCUAAAGCAGGCGCGAGUUGUUAAGUUGGGCGAGCAGCCUUACAAAAUAGUGAAGGCUCGCCCCAAAUGGGAUAAGCUGACGCGCACAGUUAUUAAGGAUCAGCCCCUCGAGAUUUUCGGAUUUUGGCAAACACAGGACUAUGAGCCUCCUACUGCAGAGGGAGGCCUAGUUCCCAGGAAUGCAUAUGGAAAUGUUGAGUUAUUUAAGGCCUGUAUGUUGCCGAAAAAAACUGUGCAUCUUAGGUUGCCCGGCUUGAUGCGCAUAUGCAAGAAAUUGAACAUAGACUGCGCUAAUGCGGUUGUCGGAUUCGAUUUCCAUCAAGGUGCUUGCCAUCCAAUGUAUGAUGGUUUCGUUGUAUGCGAAGAGUUUCAAGAUCAAGUGACAGCGGCUUGGUAUCAAGAUCAAGAGGAACGGCAACGGAAGGAGCAGGAGAAAUACGAAGCGCGUGUUUAUGGGAAUUGGAAAAAACUAAUCAAGGGUCUCAUUAUACGCGAACGUCUAAAGAAAAAGUAUAACUUUUAAUUCUGCUCCUCUGAAUGAGUUAAUAUGAAUUGAAGUAAUCAUGAAUUGUCUGUUUAUUUUAUAUUUUUCUACCCCACGCAUAUGAUACGAAUGAAAAAUUGUUUCAAUAAAAUGUCUAAAGAUUUAAAAAGUUCAA
Messenger RNA from Scaptodrosophila lebanonensis, 4105 nucleotides. RefSeq names its product DNA repair protein complementing XP-C cells homolog (gene Xpc). The record is from RefSeq and is a predicted model, not a curated record. Gene Ontology annotation, molecular function: single-stranded DNA binding; damaged DNA binding. Gene Ontology annotation, cellular component: nucleus; XPC complex; nucleotide-excision repair factor 2 complex. NCBI's taxonomy places the organism in Eukaryota, Metazoa, Arthropoda, Insecta, Diptera, Drosophilidae. Gene Ontology annotation, biological process: nucleotide-excision repair; mismatch repair. Bases 205 to 3969 code for a protein of 1254 amino acids. The transcript has 7 exons.